AUGGCGGAAGGUGUCAAAAUCCCACCUGCGCUCAGGCAGACCAUUGUACGCAUGUCUGCUGUGUUCAAACCUGAAGAAAUACACGUGUUUACAACUGUCAGCAAACGACAACAAUCAAGGAUCCUCAAGCUAUGGAAGGAGACUGGACAGAUCGUCCCAGACCCUCCUGCUACUCCACGCCCUUGUGGGAGACCACGAAACCUCUCAGCUGAGGAUGUUUUUUUUCUUCAUGGCUGUGUCAACCGCACCUGUGACGUCUAUCUUGACAAGUUGCAAGAAUCACUUGGAAUUAUGUGUCAGAGCCAUGCCUCUAUUCCAACCAUCUGGAGGACAUUGAGAAGAGCAGGCUAUCGGAUGAAAAAGUUGAGCCAGAAUGCGGUCAAACGCAGCGCACGUAAAUGUGCACGUUAUAUCUUGAAGAUAGCAACAAAAUACCAGUCAAAUCAACUAGUCUUUGUGGACAAGAGUGCAGCAGAUUGCAGGACAACGUACCGUGGCUACGCUUGGGCAAUUCGAGGCCGACGAGCUGUUCAGAAAGCUUUCUUUGUGCGAGGCAGAAGGUAUUCCAUGCUUCCUGCCAUGUCUGAAGAGGGAAUACUCAGCUUUGACAUCAUCGAAGGUUCAUUCAAUAAGCGCAAAUUUGGACGCUUCAUCGACGGUCUGCUUGACCAGAUGAACCCUUUUCCCAUGCCAAACUCAGUGAUAAUCAUGGAUAAUUGUUGGAUCCACAAAGAUCCUGAUGCAUUGGAGAGGAUCGAGGCCCGGGGAAUGCGUUAUCUCUUUCUUCCACCAUACUCUCCGGAUUUCAACCCUAUUGAGCUUGGGUUCUCAUCUAUCAAGUCCUAUGUUUGA
Molecule: messenger RNA, 852 nt
Organism: Cyclocybe aegerita
Lineage: Eukaryota; Fungi; Basidiomycota; Agaricomycetes; Agaricales; Hemipholiotaceae
Source: the annotation of a GenBank genome assembly